UCAAAGCUCAUUCUUUUAGCGUCAGCUGCCCCGAUUUGUUUGGUGUGAAUAUUUUUCUUGAACCGUUUUACCCGUUACUACACGCAUUUCGAUUAUCGCAUACCGUCGCAUACAGCAGAGUUUUAUUAUUAUUAUAUUUUUUUAUCAGAAUAAAGAAAAUGAGAUUCGCCUUUCAGUUUCUCGUUUUCGCUAUGGCCGUAUGUCUCGCCAAUGGCCAUUCUGACGAUGAAGCUUGGAAUGAUUACAAGUUACAACACGGAAAAGAUUACAUGAGUUACUUCGACGGCGGACUGCACGACAACGAGCGCAAAGAACUUUUUCUGGCUCAAAGUGUCGAAAUUCAUCAACACAACAACGGGGAUUUACCGUCCUUCACUCAAGAGCUCAACAAAUUCUCCGACAUGUGGCCAUCAGAAAAGUCAAAAUAUCUCGGCCUCAAAUCUUCCAGGGCGCCUUCCAUUCAGUUUAUGAAAUCCAUUCAAAGAUAUUAUCCGUUAUUGAAUAAUCGACAGUCUCUUCCUGCAGAACUUGACUAUCGAUCCGACGAUUGCAUGGCGGCAAUUAAAGACCAGGGACCGUGUGGAAGCUGUUGGGCGUUCGCUGCCGUUACUCCUCUCGAGUUCAAUUCCUGUAAGAAACACAGGCAAACUCCAGUCGCUCUGAGCGAACAGCAACUGGUCGAUUGCGAUAUAUUCAACAACGGCUGCAACGGCGGAUGGUACACGCAGGCCUGGCAACAUAUCAAGCUAGCUGGUGGACUUGCUCGGGAAUCGCUAUACCCUUACACAGCCACACGAAACUUUUGCCCAUUCUGGUUCUUGUGGUUCAUGACCGGUGCUCGGGUUUUUAGGUACGAUUACGCCCCAGCCAAUGACGCCGUGGCUAUGCAAUCAGCUCUGCAACAAUACGGCCCCCUAACAGUUGCCAUUGCUAUCGCAAACUCCUUUUUCUCCUACAAAGAUGGCGUGUACGACGCAACGGAUUGUGAUAACGUGGAUGUCAAUCACGCAGUAGUCGUCGUCGGCUGGGGUAAUAAGGACGGAGUCGAUUACUGGAUCAUCCGCAACUCGUGGGGAACCGGUUGGGGACUAAGCGGCUACGGUCUAAUCCACCGCGGCGUCAACAAAUGCAAAAUGGAGUCCUAUCCCGCCUACGUUAGGCCCCUCUGAUUUUUUGACUCGAUUGUAUACAUAUCAUAAUAAUACUUUAA
This is a messenger RNA of Daphnia pulicaria, 1210 nucleotides long. Its product is annotated as ervatamin-B-like. Gene Ontology annotation, molecular function: cysteine-type endopeptidase activity. The record is from RefSeq and is a predicted model, not a curated record. NCBI's taxonomy places the organism in Eukaryota, Metazoa, Arthropoda, Branchiopoda, Diplostraca, Daphniidae. Gene Ontology annotation, cellular component: lysosome. The coding region runs from base 159 to 1169 and encodes 336 amino acids. The transcript has 8 exons.